Molecule: messenger RNA, 1139 nt
Organism: Stegodyphus dumicola
Lineage: Eukaryota; Metazoa; Arthropoda; Arachnida; Araneae; Eresidae
Gene: Atg2
Product: Autophagy-related 2
Biological process (GO): glycophagy; reticulophagy; piecemeal microautophagy of the nucleus
Cellular component (GO): phagophore; phagophore assembly site
Molecular function (GO): protein-membrane adaptor activity; phosphatidylinositol-3-phosphate binding
Source: RefSeq, a predicted model, not a curated record
GUUCUAAUGAUGAUCCUUGUGAAAAAGGCUCUCAUUCCAUUGCAAAUAAGCCUAUGAGGGCUGCUGAUUAUGCUCUUGUUGAACAAGAAUUGUUACGACAACAGUCCAAAAUUGACAUGCCAUCAAAAUCUCUGAAAAAUCAACAAGGCUGGUCUUCUCAUUCUUUAGAUGAAUCAGAUGAAGAAUUUCACCUUAUGAGAAUGGAGAAUAGAAUUUCUCCUGAGUUAGAGAAUUCAACUUUAAAUGAUAAUGACUCCUUCUGCAGUAGCAUCAGUAGUGACGCUAGGUCUGAUUAUGCUUAUAACACUUUUGGUGCCAGCCAGAGAACAUCUAAAGCUAGAAGUUCAAGUGUUCAAGCUAUGCUUCAAGACCAUAUGACAGAAUUAACACAUUUCAGAUGUUGCUGUAGUAGUGUCUGCAUUAUUAUCUUACAUGAUGACAGUGUUCAGGAAUCUCUGAGCAAUAACUCCAAUAGCACUCAAGAACUUGAUUUAAAAAGUACACUUUCACUGAAGGAUCGAGCUUCAACUUUUUUCAAUGAUUUAUUAGCACUUCAGAUGUCAGGAUUUGAUUUUAAAGACUUUGAAAUGGCUAAAGAUCCAUUAUCUAAACUCUGUGAGACAAACCAUCUAAGGUUAAUGGCUUCUUCUGUUGCAAUAGAUGGAAAUGAAAAAUCAUCAUCUGCACAAUGCAUACUUAAUUUCAGUCUCUCUUUGUUUCAAUUUGAAGUGCUUGAGUGUCUCUUCGAUUCAGCAAAUGUUGUUCAUAAAUCCCAAACACCAACUUAUGUUCAGAUAUUAUCUUGUGAAAAUAAACUUAACAGUCAAGACAGCAGUGGUUUAGAGCUUCAGGAAGCUUGUUUUAAACUAAAAUACCAGCAAGUGGAAUGUACUUCUCAGAAUUCCAUUAUCAAACUACCUCCAAAUAAACUAGAUAUUCAGAUUGGUCCAAUGAAAUGUGAAGUAGAUAUCUCACUUACUGAUCGCAUUCGCACUCUGCUGAAAUUUCCCAAUUUUUUCUCUCAGGUAGAUUCCAAAAACAAUGAAUGGAGAGAUUGUGAUGUUGGUAUUAAUACAAGAGUUUCACCCAAAACUGAAAUUAGUAUUUCUAGUCCAAAUCUUAAGAUAAACCUCAGGUAA